Messenger RNA from Ascoidea rubescens DSM 1968, 3014 nucleotides. It is a transcript of the gene EMC1, whose product is annotated as Emc1p. The transcript has a single exon. NCBI's taxonomy places the organism in Eukaryota, Fungi, Ascomycota, Saccharomycetes, Ascoideales, Ascoideaceae. The record is from RefSeq and is a predicted model, not a curated record. Gene Ontology annotation, biological process: protein folding in endoplasmic reticulum. Gene Ontology annotation, cellular component: EMC complex. Bases 196 to 2880 code for a protein of 894 amino acids.
GUUUUCUUCCCUCUAAGGUUUUCCCACAUCCAUGGUAAAAUUACAGGGACAGUUUUUGUAGUUUAUAUACCGACUAAACAGCACCGUGCAAGAACCACAAUAGGUGUGUUCUUAGCAGUUAUUUUUUAAAAAAAAAAUCUGUUAGAAACAAAAUAGACGACAUUGCUGAUUAGAAUAGUCUUCAGAACUCCGGGGAUGUUUUCUUGUUCAGUGAGAAAGCCAUCUUUAUUUAUUUGGUUUCUUCUUUUUUACGUCUCAUUAGUGCAAUGUGUUUAUGAUGAUGAAGCAUUCAAAGUCGACUGGCAGAUUGCUUCCGUUGGUGAAGUCAACAACCAUCACUUGUCUCAAUCAAUUGAUUUAGUUUCAUUGAUUUCAGAUGACAAAGUUUUAUCUGUUGUUGAUUUUCAAACUGGAAAUAUCAAAUGGAGAUAUAAUUUAAAUGAAUUUUUCAGUUCUUCCAAUGGAAAAUUUGAGGUGAUUGGAGAUCAAGAAAAUCCAAAUUUUCCUAUUUUUACUCUCAAUGAUGAUAAUUAUUUAUUAACGUUGGUCAACUCUAAUAUCUUUAUUUGGAAUUUGAAAAAGGGAUUCUUAAUAGAUCAUAUUCUUUUCACUUCUGAAUCAGAUAGGAACAAAGUUUUUAAAGUUAAUGAGAAUAAAUUUUUAAUAUUCGAUUCAUCAUCCAAUUGCGUUAUUGAGUAUAGUUAUAAUUCCAGUUCAGAGAUUUUUGAAUCCUCAGUGCUAUUAUCAGAUAUUCAAUUAAAAUUUGAUGAUUCAAUUUCAGUCUCGCCAAUAAAUAAUGCUGGAGAUGUUUUAAUUUACUAUAAAAAUCUAAACAACGUUAUUAUUAACAGUUCUAUUAGUAAAAAUGUUUCUCAAAUUGAAAUAGAAUCAAAGUUAUUAAAAGAUGAUUAUUUGCUUUAUAAAAUUUUGAAUAAUUUAUUAAUUUUCCAAAAUGCCAAUUAUUAUUUGAUUUUAUCAGUUGAUGUUAAUGAGAAUUCAAUAAUUGAUGAAAAAUUAAUCUUUAAAAAUCAGUACUCUAUUAUAAACUCGAAAAACGAACUUUUCAUUUUAUCAGUUGAUAACGAUUUAUCAAAAUUAAAUUCUUCAUCAUUAGAAUUGAAUGAAAUAUCUAAUUUUAAUUCAAUUUCCAGUUCAUUUUCUGGUUCGGUUUCUGGUUCCAAAGUUUAUUUUAUCAAAAACAAUAAGUAUAUUAUAACUUUAAAUGAAUAUUCGAUUGAUUUUUUGAGUAUCACUUUUGACAAUAAACUAAAAAAGAUAUUUAACAUCUAUAAUCCUGACUUACCGUCAUUAAACUUAAUUAAAUCAAUUGAUUUCAAGUUUGAUAGUGAAAAAAACUGUUUAAAUUAUUUAGUUUUGACAAAUGAUUUGGAGAUUUUGAAAUUUAUAAAUGAUACUUUGAUUUGGAAAAAAUAUCAAUCAUUAAGUAUGAUAAACGGGUAUCAAAUUUUGAAUAAAUUAUCAAAUAAUCUUGAUAUCACUGAUAAUAGCAAUUAUAAAGACUUUUACAAUCACAAUUAUAAUGCGGACUACAAUAAUUAUAAAACUUUGAUGCAUAUUUAUUAUAACCGAUUAGUUAGAUUUAAAAAAUUGAUCAGUGAAUUUGUUCAUCGUAAUUUGAUCAAUUUUAAUACUCAUCAAUAUGAAAAUUUUAAGCAUUUGAAUAACUAUUUUGGAUUUGAAAAGUUAGUUAUAGUAUCAACUAAAAUUGGACAAUUUUUUUUGAUUGAUUUGGAAAAUGGGAAAGUUUUAGAUAAAUCAUACAAUUACAAAGAUUUAACAAAGAAAAAUGAAAUUGAUAAAAGAUUUUAUCAGGUGUUUCGUAAUGAAGGAUAUUUUGAUAUAGACCAUGAUAAUAAGUUUACUAUCAGUGAAGAAAAAAAUGAAAUUUGUGGGCUUGAUAAUGAGAAUAAAAGUUGGUGCCAAAGAUAUUAUAAUGGCAAUGAAAUUUAUUCAGUUAAAGUUAAUAAUUUAAAUGUGGUUGGAUCGGAUAAAUAUUUUUUGAAAGAUAAACGAAUUGUCUAUAAAUAUUUGAAUUACAAAAUAAUAUUGGUUAGUGUUACCAAUAAGAUUGAAAAUACAUUAAUGGUUAAUGUAUUUGAUUAUGAAAAUGGGGAUUUAAUUUACUCAAAUAUUCACAAAAAUGAUAUAAUAUUAAAUGAUAAAAAUAAGAUUUCAAUGGUAAUUGAUGAGAACUUUCUAAUUUAUUCAUAUUUUAGCUUGAAACCAAGUAUCGGUAAUAAGAUAUUUACAGUUGAAUUUUUCAAAGAUGAGGAGAGGUUGAUACCCAUUUUUGGUGAGAAGACGUUUAACUUGAAUGGGAAAAUUCAAGAUCUUUCUGUAUCUAGAUCUCAAUUUGGAGUUACAACAAAGUCUAUUAUAAUCGAGAUGAAUAAUGGAGAAAUAUUUUAUGCGCCAAAAUUUUUAUUGAGCAAAGGACCUGAUUUCCUUAAUAAUAAUAUACAGGAUAAGAAGAGCAGCAAUAUUAUCAAUAACAAAAAUGUUGAUAGUCAGAAUAGUAAUAAUAAGAAUAAAAUAUCGGAAUCGAAUCUAUUGAUUAAUGAUAGAUCCGUUAUUACUCACAAAAGACAGUUAUUGAAUGCUGGAUUUAAUGAUGAACAGCUAAAUGGGUUGGUAUCUAUUCCAACAAAUUUGGAAUCAACCAUCAUUACUUGCUCAUUCAAAAAUGAUUUUUUCUGCACCAGAAUAUAUCCGUCGCUACAGUUUGAUUUGUUGAAUUCGUCAUUUGGUAAGAACAAAUUGAUAUUCACGUUAGCCAUCUUGGUAAUAGUGUACUUGGGGUUGAAACCCAAAGUGGAAAGCAAGAAGUUGAGAAACCAGUGGAUCAAUGAGUCAUCGUAGGGCCAGGCUUACAUAGACUUUGCAGAUUAUAUACUAUAGCUUUUCUAUCAGCAAUCAAAAUUGAAGUGCUACUCUCAUGCAGCUCAAGAAGCACCAACACCAACAAAUUGGAAAAAAGCCGUCCAAAAAAGUAA